Molecule: messenger RNA, 1416 nt
Organism: Procambarus clarkii (red swamp crayfish)
Lineage: Eukaryota; Metazoa; Arthropoda; Malacostraca; Decapoda; Cambaridae
Source: RefSeq, a predicted model, not a curated record
AUGUUGCCGUGGCAACAAGUGUCGUGGCGACGAGUGCCCUACAAGUGCCGUGGCGACAAGUGCCGUGGCAACAAGUGCCGUGGCGACAAGUGCCCCACAAGUGCCGUGGCAACAAGUGUCCCACAAGUGCCCCACAAGUGCCGUGGCACCAAGUGCCCCACAAGUGCCGUUGCAACAAGUGCCCCCCAAGUGCCGUGGCAACAAGUGCCCCACAAGUGCCGUGGCAACAAGUGCCCCACAAGUGCCGUGGCGCCAAGUGCCCCACAAGUGCCGUGGCAACAAAUGCCCCACAAGUGCCGUGGCAACAAGUGCCCCACAAGUGCCGUGGCAACAAGCCCCACAAGUGCCGUGGCAACAAGUGCCCCACAAUGCCGUGGCAACAAGUGCCCCACAAGUGCCGUGGCAACAAGCCCCACAAGUGCCGUGGCAACAAGUACCCCACAAGUGCCGUGGCGACAAGCCCCACAAGUGCCGUGGCAACAAGUGCCCCACAAGUGCCGUGGCAACAAGUACACCACAAGUGCCGUAGCAACAAGUGCCCCACAAGUGCCGUGGCAACAAGUACCCCACAAGUGCCGUGGCAACAAGUGCCCCACAAGUGCCGUGGCAACAAGUACCCCACAAGUGCCGUGGCAACAAGUACCCCACAAGUGCCGUGGCACCAAGUGCCCCACAAGUGCCGUGGCACCAAGUGCCCCACAAGUGCCGUGGCACCAAGUGCCCCACAAGUGCCGUGGCACCAAGUGCCCCACAAGUGCCGUGGCAACAAGUGCCCCACAAGUGCCGUGGCAACAAGUGCCCCACAAGUGCCGUGGCAACAAGUGCCCCACAAGUGCCGUGGCAACAAGUGCCCCACAAGUGCCGUGGCAACAAAUGCCCCGCAAGUGCCGUGACAACAAGUGCCCCACAAGUGCCGUGGCAACAAGUGCCCCACAAGUGCCGUGGCAACAAGUGCCCCACAAGUGCCGUGGCAACAAAUGCCCCACAAGUGCCGUGGCAACAAGUGCCCCACAAGUGCCGUGGCGACAAGUACCCCACAAGUGCCGUGGCAACAAGUACCCCACAAGUGCCGUGGCAACAAGUGCCCCACAAGUGCCGUGGCGACAAGUGCCCCACAAGUGCCGUGGCAACAAAUGUCCCACAAGUGCCGUGGCAACAAGUACCCCACAAGUGCCGUUGCAACAAGUGCCCCCCAAGUGCCGUGGCAACAAGUGCCCCACAAGUGCCGUGGCGACAAGUACCCCACAAGUGCCGUGGCAACAAAUGCCCCACAAGUGCCGUGGCAACAAAUGCCCCACAAGUGCCGUGGCAACAAGUGCCCCACAAGUGCCGUGGCAACAAGUACCCCACAAGUGCCGUGGCGACAAGUGCCACAAGUGCCGUGGCACCACACCUACACAACUACAUAUUAAAUAA